Molecule: messenger RNA, 454 nt
Organism: Paramecium octaurelia
Lineage: Eukaryota; Ciliophora; Oligohymenophorea; Peniculida; Parameciidae
Source: the annotation of a GenBank genome assembly
UUAAGUGGUUAUAUUUUUAAGUAUAAGAGAUGUCUGCUCUAUUGCUGCUUUGAUAGAGGAGAUAUCCCGAGCAAUGAUUAUUAAGAAAGCUGUGGUUAUCAUAAAAAAAUAAAGUUACAUCUUGUUCUGAUCACUACAUUUUAGCAGCAACUCAGCAAGCAGUACAGGAUAGGUUACUACUUUAUAUAUGGUAAAAAUUAUUUCUAUAUAGUAAGAAUAAACAGUAGAGCAACUGCUACUUACAGAAACUGAUUUAUAUUGCAGAAUAGAUUGUAAAAUUAGUACCAACUCUAAAAUUUGCCAGCAAUGGCAAAGCGUUAACUAAAAUCAAAUAUCUUAGACAAAGAGUUGGGUAUUAAUUAUAUCUAGUUAUGCACACUAUUUGAUAGAAACAUUGGGACCGCCAAUACAAACAAGUACCAAGUGAACUUGAAGAUCAUAAGGAGAAAUCUGU